CACUCGAGGAUCUAGAUAGCUGGCUGGCUGUACAGAUCGAUACGGUACUUCUCUUCCACAUACGCUAUACGUCUCGACUCUAGCUCUACGGCCGAAGUUCCCGCGAAUCACAUUCUACACGUUCGGCGAUAGUUGUUUGAUGAUUUAAAUAGAAGUAAGUCGAAGACUGUGCUAACAACAACAUGGGGAUUCCAAAGCCACAUUCAGAAGGAGAUCUAGAUGCUGAAGUGUCUGAAGGUAAAGUCAAAGAUCAUGACACUGCAAGUGCAAGGUCUUCUGAAAACAGCGAGGAUUUAGGUGUGGCCUUUUCUUGCAGCAAGUGGUGUAAGCGUCAGCUGAGCCCAGAUGAGAUCAUUGAAGAUUUCCUCAAACGUUGUGAUGAAGAAUCAGCAAAUUUUGUGGCAGAGGGUGCUUUCCAAUCACAGCUAAACUUAGAAUAUGGAGCAGAGGAAAGGGAGAAAGUAGACAUAUUUUCACCAAAAUCAGCUGAUAAAGAUGCACCUGUGUUUAUGUUUCUACAUGGAGGCUACUGGCAAGCAGAGCAAUUAAGUAAGGAUAAUAACUCUCUACUUGGAGCUCCGCUCGUCAAGAAUGGUGCCGUAUUGGUCACCGUUGGAUACUCUUUAGCGCCUGAGUGUACCCUACAUGAAAUGGUCGAACAGGUUAAAAAGGCUGUGGUUUUUGUGGCCAAAAGAUUUCCAGAUACUAGAGGGAUUUUCAUAUCUGGUCACUCAGCUGGUGGUCAUCUGGCAGCCAUGAUGCUGUCCGUAGACUGGUCAAGCCUUCUAGAGGGCAGCAAGAAUGUUGUCAAAGGUAUCCUUCCUAUGUCCGGUAUAUAUGAUGUUCGACCUAUUACAAAAACUUACAUUAACGAGCCAAUGUUACUUACAGAGUCUAGUGCAUCUUCUGUGAGCCCUCUUCUUCUUGUGGAUGCUAUCCCAAAAUGUAAUCUUGAGGUCAAAGUUCACAUCCUGGUAGCCGAGUAUGAUCCACCUGUUCUUCAAAUACAAGCACAAGACUACAGCAAGCUACUAUCAUCUCUUGGACUAGAUGUUGAGACGAUGACGUUACCUGGUAAAGAUCAUUUUGAGGAGAUGACAGACUUAUCUGAUGAAAACUGCCCAUUUCAAAAGGUCUUCCUUCAAGCGAUGGGUUUGACAUCAUGAUGGCCAUCCUCCAAGUAAAGUGAACUUCCGUGGUAAUAUUUAUAUUGAUAAAGUAGUCAAGUAGAAGUUCAAAUUAUGGUUAGGGCAUAAUUAUAUAUUCCCCUUUGGCCUUAGGAGGAUAUCAUAGUAUCCAAUUGGUGUAGAGCACCAAUAUCUAGGUGCUUAAUCAGCGGCGCAGAUGAGACUGAAAAAUGACUGACUAUCCUGUCCAUGAUUCUCCUCGGGGAAGACUUGGAUAAUGGCUAGUUGUAAGCAAUGUGGAAUAGGCAAAGUAGCAAUAUAAUACGAAAAGGACUGCUCUGGAAAUGACCUUAUACAGUAUUCCAAAUAUGACUGCAAGUAGUACUAUUAUAUUGACCAAAGUUAGAUGCUGCAAGGGUGUACAGUCCCAUAUACAGUUAAACAUGUCUGUGUGGCUGCCUCUAUAUAAAGGCCACCUGUUCAAAGUGGCCAUGUAUUUUGUGUCUUUAGAGAUGAAGUUGAGUGAACUUCUGUAGUACUAUAUUAGUAACAUACAUGCAGAGAGGUAGAGUUGUGGUUGAGGAUAAAAGUUUGAUGCCACAAAAGUAUACAUUCCCAUAUACAGUUAAACAUGUCUUUGUGGCUGCCUCGAUUAUGUAAUAGCUACCUGUUUACAGUGGCCAUGUAUUUUGUCUCCCCUGA
Messenger RNA from Strongylocentrotus purpuratus (purple sea urchin), 1829 nucleotides. Its product is annotated as kynurenine formamidase. The coding region runs from base 183 to 1166 and encodes 327 amino acids. The record is from RefSeq and is a predicted model, not a curated record. Lineage: Eukaryota; Metazoa; Echinodermata; Echinoidea; Camarodonta; Strongylocentrotidae. Gene Ontology annotation, cellular component: cytoplasm. Gene Ontology annotation, molecular function: hydrolase activity. The transcript has 11 exons.